Molecule: messenger RNA, 2645 nt
Organism: Eleginops maclovinus (Patagonian blennie)
Lineage: Eukaryota; Metazoa; Chordata; Actinopteri; Perciformes; Eleginopidae
Gene: slc31a1
Product: solute carrier family 31 member 1
Exons: 5
Coding region: 784-1356 (190 amino acids)
Biological process (GO): copper ion transmembrane transport
Cellular component (GO): plasma membrane
Molecular function (GO): copper ion transmembrane transporter activity
Source: RefSeq, a predicted model, not a curated record
ACAUGUCUUUAUUAUAAACAUGUCUUUAUUAUAAACAUGACACUAUCUUUAGCGUCGUCGGGCAGAUUACAGACCUGACUGACUGAGGAACAGUAAACAGGAAGUUAUUUUCGCCGACGGCGACGCUCGACCUUCCCAUCAAUGUUGCUGAGAUCUAAUUGGCUGACAGCAGAUGUCUCCUCGGAGCACUCUGAUUGGCUGUUUCUGGCUCCUGUAGCCUCGGGGCCUGAGGGCAAAUCAGAUUACAGCAAUGCGUCUGCCUGGUGAUGUCAGGCCGUUGCCACGGUUACGGUUAUCACCAGUGUCCUAGAGUCAGCCAUGUUUUAGUUUAGACCUCAGUCUGCAUCGCUUUGAGAGGACAGACGCCGAGGUAAGACCAUCAGUCUGUGGACCAGGACUGACUCUCUGUGGACCAGGACUAUCUUUCUGUGGACCAGGACUGACUCUCUGUGGACCAGGACUAUCUUUCUGUGGACCAGGACUAUCUUUCUGUGGACCAGGACUGACUCUCUGUGGACCAGGACUAUCUUUCUGUGGAUCAGGACUGACUCUCUGUGGACCAGGACUAUCUUUCUGUGGAUCAGGACUGACUCUCUGUGGACCAGGACUAUCUUUCUGUGGACCAGGACUGACUCUCUGUGGACCAGGACUAUCUUUCUGUGGACCAGGACUGACUCUCUGUGGACCAGGACUGACUCUCUGUGGAGUGUAGACUCCUCCCUCAGUCAGCAUCACUUUAUAAAGGCCUGAUUUUUUUCUAGGAGCCUGCAGAAUGAGAGUGCCAUGGACCACAGCGCCAUGAACCACAGUGCCAUGGACCACAGCCACCAUCACCCCACCACCGCCCCCCCCAGCACCGGGGGCCACGACCACGGAGGUGGAGUGGGGGGCUCAGGGAGCCAUGGGGGCAUGGCGAUGACUUUCUACUUCGGGUACAACAACGUGGAGCUGCUGUUCACCGGCCUGCUCAUCAACUCCCCGGGAGAGAUGGUCGGGGCGUGCAUCGGAGUGUUCCUAUUGGCCGUCCUGUACGAGGGGCUGAAGAUGGGCCGGGAGACGCUGCUGCGCCGCAGUCAGGUGAACGUCCGCUACAACUCCAUGCCGCUGCCCGGGGCUGAUGGGACUGUUCUGAUGGAGACGCACAAGACCGUCGGGCAGAGAAUGAUAAGCCCCGCCCACUUCCUUCAGACGCUGCUGCACAUCGUCCAGGUGGUUGUCAGCUACUUGCUGAUGCUCGUCUUCAUGACCUACAACGCUUACCUCUGCAUCGCCGUGGCAGCCGGCGCUGGGAUGGGCUACUUCCUGUUCAGCUGGCGGAAGGCUGUGGUCGUCGACAUCACUGAGCACUGUCAUUAGCUAGCGUGCUAGUUAGCAUCCGGUCGGUCUGGAGUUUCAUAUUUGCGGAUCACAAUCGAGGAAACGCUAACUCGUUAGCUGAGUGUUAGCAUGCUAGCUGACCUGGAACUACAAACCCCAGAUUGUUAGAAAUGAGACACUAAGUCCCAGGUAACCAUGGUAACACUUUGAUGUAGGUUAGCGUGCACACUAACGUCUUUAGUUAGCCAUUAAUUAUCUGACAAACUAUCUGUGAUGUAUUUCCUGUUUGGUUGUGAGCUCCAAUCACAGCUUGGAUCUCCUCGGAAGCCUCUGAUUGGCCGAUCAUCAUUCUGUUGUUAAUUUCCUGUUUGGUGCCAUGACAACUGGAAAGGCUAGUGCUAAUGUUAGCAUUCGUAGCUUACUUUAUUGACAGCUUUAGUUAGCACUGUUAGCGGCAACCUAUCAUAAAACAGUAUUUAAACAUUUAUGUAGAAAAUAAUUUAUAGUUUUACACAUUUUUUAUGCAGAUUUAAAUGAAAUUAUUAAAUGUGUCGAUUUUUGUUGAAGUUAAAACUAUCGACUCCAGAAACAUCGGUCGACUCGGUAGCCAAUCGCACCUGUUGGAAACUAAAACGUUUUUUUUAUAUAUAUAUAUAUAUAUAGAGAGAGAGGUUAAUUUCGAGGACUCCUAUUGGUCCGCCAGCCAGCCAAUCAGAGCUCAGAUGUUUCAAAAACAUCAUUUGAUUUUUUGAUUUUAUUAUAAAACUUAACGUUUUUAUUAAAACAUCAUGAACCUGUAUGAAAGUAAUUGACUAAAUCCUUUUUUAAAUCACAUUUUGAUCUACGUGUUUUCCUCGGCCUCUGUCGACCUUAAACCCGACACCGUGCGGUGCCUUAACGGGCCGGGGACCUGCUGUUUCACUGUGUUCUGAAGCUGUCGUCUGGGUCUGAGGGGGUCUGCGGGGGGGACCGGUUCCUAACAAUGAUGCUCGACUCAUGUCUGAACGGACUGCCGGAAUAAUCGUGAUUUAUUGUGAUGUUUAUUUUUACUAUGAGUCAUACUGAGAGGUGGGCGGGGCUUACAGCUGGACCAAUCAGGCUGCAGGGACAGAUUGUGGUUACUGGAAUUUAUAUUAAAAUAUAUUCCAUGUAUAGAAAUAUAUAUAUAGAUAUACAUCUCUAUACAUGUUAAGUGUGGAGCUGACCUCUCAGUGGGACCCCUGGAGUGAAUCUCUCUGAAGGAAAAGUGAUAUUAAAUGUCUGAAGUGUUUUAAUCGUCACUAAAUGCUGGAAUCAUUGAAAACCGAAUAAAGUUCAUGAAGAAACAA